AUGCGUAUAUACGCCACUUGGCUUCAGGUUGUUCUUUCAUCACGAUGCUUCUAUCUUCCAAAUAUCGCACUGAGCGGUGGUACUUACGAUGAAUUCAAUGCAAAUGAUAUUAAGAGAUGUUGCAUAGCAUGUGCUCGGGAUCACUGCUGUCUUGGUUAUACGUUCAGUAAAGCAAGAAAGCGAUGUUAUUUGAAAUCAGCAAUGUCCGAUUCCGAAAUGAAUUAUGAAACAAUCAGUGGUUUAAAAGCGAAUACUCACUCAGGACAGGGUUCAUUUUUGAAAAACGUGAAGAUAGAGGGUGGCGCAGCAGCGGUAGUACGUUUUAGGAAACCCGAAGAAUGCCAGCAAUAUUGUACAGUUCAAGAUUUAGCCUAUGGCAUAUAUUCAUGGAGUCCACCAUCUCCGGAAGAGGAACAGGAAGAAGGACAUUGUGUAUGCAUGACUCGGAUCCAAUCACUUCAGUAUUCAUAUGGAUCCCGUUCUGCCAUAUUUCCACCUGUUGCAUCAAUUAGUUGA
This is a messenger RNA of Loa loa (African eye worm), 516 nucleotides long. RefSeq lists its product as hypothetical. Gene Ontology annotation, molecular function: protein binding. Gene Ontology annotation, biological process: proteolysis. The record is from RefSeq and is a predicted model, not a curated record. The coding region runs from base 1 to 516 and encodes 171 amino acids. The transcript is spliced from 5 exons. NCBI's taxonomy places the organism in Eukaryota, Metazoa, Nematoda, Chromadorea, Rhabditida, Onchocercidae. Gene Ontology annotation, cellular component: extracellular region.